Drosophila persimilis is the source of this 1431-nucleotide messenger RNA. It is a transcript of the gene Gr61a, whose product is annotated as gustatory receptor for sugar taste 61a. Gene Ontology annotation, biological process: detection of chemical stimulus involved in sensory perception of taste; sensory perception of sweet taste. The transcript has 8 exons. NCBI's taxonomy places the organism in Eukaryota, Metazoa, Arthropoda, Insecta, Diptera, Drosophilidae. Gene Ontology annotation, cellular component: membrane. Bases 8 to 1372 code for a protein of 454 amino acids. The record is from RefSeq and is a predicted model, not a curated record. Gene Ontology annotation, molecular function: sweet taste receptor activity.
AACAAUUAUGAGACACAGCUCUUGGAUUAGCUGCUGUUCAGACUUGAGGAACAUGUCAAAGGCACCGGAUAGCAUCCUGAGGCGCCUAAAGGUGCGACGGCAAAAGCAGCGCACUAUCCUGGCCAUGAGAUGGCGCUGUGCCAAGGGCGGCAAGGAAUUCAAGGAGCUGGAUACCUUCUAUCGAGCCAUCAGGCCAUAUCUGUGUGUAGCACAGCUGUUUGGCAUCAUGCCCCUUUCGAAUGUACUCAGUCGGGAUCCGCAGGAUGUAAAGUUCCGCCUCCGAAGCGUUGGAAUGUGCUUUACGGGACUGUUCUUGCUGCUGGGAGGGAUCAAAACUGUAAUGCAGGCGAACAUUCUCUUUAGAACGGGUCUGAAUGCCAAGAAUAUGAUGAAUUUGGUUUUCUUGAUUGUGGGGAUCGUCAACUGGUUGAACUUUACUGGCUUCGCUCGUUCCUGGUCGAAACUCAUUCUGCCCUGGAGCUCUUUGGACAUUCUCAUGCAGUUUGCACCCUAUGCUCCGUCCAAGCACAGCCUUCGAUCUAAGCUACGCCUCAUAGGCUGUGUCGUGGGAUCUUUGGCAGUGGUGGAUCACUUGCUGUACUAUGCCUCUGGCUACUACAGCUAUCACAUGCACAUCUUUCACUGCCACACGAAUCACUCGCGUCUGUCGUUCGGAUCCUAUUUGGAGAAGGAAUUCUCAGAAACCUUCGAGCUGCUGCCUUACAACAUGUUCUCCGUUUGCUAUGGCUUUUGGCUAAACGCAGCCUUCACUUUUCUAUGGAAUUUUAUGGAUAUCUUCAUAGUCCUCACGAGCAUUAGUCUGGCGCAGCGGUUUCGGCAGUUUGCAGAUCGGGUUCUGGCAUUGCAGGGUCGUCAAGUUCCGGAUACCCUGUGGUACGAUAUCCGCCGAGAUCACAUACGUCUCUGUGAGCUGGCGAGCCUCGUGGAUGAGAGCAUGUCCAACAUUGUGCUUAUGUCCUGUGCAAACAAUGUCUACGUCAUUUGCAAUCAGGCGCUGGCUAUCUUCACCAAGCUCCGUCAUCCCAUUAAUUAUGUGUACUUCUGGUACUCGCUGCUCUUCCUGCUGGCACGCACUAGCCUUGUCUUCAUGUCCGCCUCCAAGAUACACGAUGCCUCGCUUCUGCCCCUUCGAACGCUCUAUCUGGUGCCCAGCACUCACUGGACAGAGGAGGUGCAGCGGUUCGUCAGUCAAUUGACCUCAGAGUUCGUUGGACUCUCUGGCUAUCGUUUAUUUUACCUCACACGCAAGAGUCUCUUUGGGAUGAUGGCUACACUCGUGACCUACGAGCUAAUGCUCCUCCAAAUGGAUGCCAAGAGCCACAAGGCUGGUCUCCCCGAUCUGUGUGCCUAAAAAAUUGAGUUUCAAUUAUUUUAUGCCCAUGUUUUGUGCAACAGGAAGGGCGUCAUGGG